UAUUAUUUACGCUUUUUAGAUUGAAAAUGUUUAUGCCAAGAGCGCUUAAAGUGAAGAGACCCUCAGAUGACCCUAACCAGCUUGUAAAGAAAUGUAAAGUGAGCUCGGAACAUGCCAGUGAAGACUCCGAAGAAAAAGCAAGCUCCCCGAGAUCGCGGGAAGUGAACUGUGAUUGGACACACACAGACUCUGGGAAGGAAGAGCAGCAUCAGGAUCACUGCGAGCCUGUCUCUGACCACCUACAUACGGAGACCAGUUCAGACCGAAGUUCAGGAGACUUUAAAGAAUCUGAGACAGAGGACAACGAAGAUGAAGAACCCGUGAAAUCCCUUCGCAAGAGUCAGAGAUGGCCAGAACCGGGGGAGCCCAUAUGUGUAAUGUGUGGCCGAUAUGGAGAGUAUAUUUGUGACAGCACCGAUAAUGAUGUGUGCAGCUUGGAAUGCAAGGCCAUUCACUUAGCUCAGAUGGGCAAGGACCACCCUGGGAGUGGCGAGGUGCUAUCAGCAACACCUGGUGCUGAGGACGCUUGUACCAGUGGUGAGCAGGAGCAGGGCUAUUCCUACAGAGAGGAUGAGUUCAUUUUGGGUCUGACCGAGGAACAGGUUCAGAGGGUGAAGCAGGAGUUGGGGAUUGUGACGCAGGGUCAGAAUGUGGGAAGACCCAUCAUAGAGUUUGAACACUGCAACUUCCCCUCAGUUCUCAGUGCCAACCUGAAGAAGGCGGGCUAUGAGGCUCCUACUCCUGUCCAGAUGCAGAUGAUCCCUGUUGGAUUGGCUGGCCGGGACGUGAUCGCCAGUGCGGACACGGGCUCAGGGAAAACGGUUGCCUUCCUGCUGCCAGUGGUGCUGCGUGCUCUUGAGAGACCGGUGGCUCCGCCCAGCGGUGUGACGGGCAUCAUCCUGACGCCCACGCGGGAGCUGGCGAUCCAGAUCGAGAGGCAGGCCAAGGAGCUGAUGGUGGGCCUGCCCAACAUGAGGACCGCCCUGCUGGUGGGCGGCAUGCCCCUGCCCCCUCAGCUUCACCGGCUCAAGCAGAACAUCAAGAUCAUAAUAGCCACUCCAGGACGACUCCUUGAGAUCCUGAAGCAGAAGGCGGUAGAGCUGGAUGGCGUGAGGAUUGUGGUGGUGGAUGAGGCCGACACCAUGCUAAAGAUGGGCUUCCAGCAGCAAGUGCUCGACAUCUUGGAGCAGGUCCCAGACGACCGACAGACUCUGUUAGCAUCGGCCACCAUCCCGUUGGGAACGGAGCAGCUGGCCGCGCGGCUGACCCAGGACCCGGUCCGGAUCACCAUCGGGGAGAAGAACCAGCCCUGUUCCAACGUCCGGCAGAUUGUCCUGUGGGUGGAGGAACCUUCGAAGAAAAAGAAACUAUUCGAGAUUUUAAAUGACAGGAAGCUGUACCACCCGCCGGUGCUGGUGUUUGUGGACUGCAAGCUGGGUGCAGACCUGCUGUGUGAGGCGGUGCAGAAAGUCAUGGCUCUCAACACAGUGGCCAUUCACUCUGACAAGCCACAGUGCGCGCGGAACAGGAUACUAAAGGGUCUGCUUGAAGGGGAGUAUGAAGUUGUGGUCAGCACAGGGGUACUGGGCAGAGGGCUUGACCUGGUCAACGUCAAACUGGUGGUGAACUUUGACAUGUCUUCUAGCAUGGAUGAAUACGUUCAUCAGGUCGGAAGAGCGGGAAGGCUGGGUUACCGGGGAACCGCCAUCACAUUUGUGAACAACAACAACAAGCGUCUGUUCUUGGACGUGGUGAACAGAGUGAAGCCCACAGGGUCCCUGCUCCCUCCCCAGCUACUGAACUCCCCCCACCUCCAUGAGCAGCAGAGGAGAGAGAGGCAGAGGAGCAGGAAAGGGGAGGACACCAUCGUCACCAAGAACAACCUCAUCGACAUCAUCAGAAAACAUGACCGGAGCACUUCCAAGAAGUAGUCGCACAUGCACCACCAACAGAGUUGUGUAUAUGUAUGCAGUAUGUAUAUAGGAUGCUUUUUCUAAAAAACGUUAUAUGUUUACAUGCAAAAUGUGUUCAAAUAAUCUGAUGUUUAUUGUGGGGAAGUAAAUAUUUCCUAUAAAUCUGUAAUGUUAAGAAAUAAAGCCUGUUUCUGGAUUUA
This is a messenger RNA of Anguilla rostrata (American eel), 2113 nucleotides long. RefSeq names its product DEAD (Asp-Glu-Ala-Asp) box polypeptide 59 (gene ddx59). Lineage: Eukaryota; Metazoa; Chordata; Actinopteri; Anguilliformes; Anguillidae. The transcript has 7 exons. The record is from RefSeq and is a predicted model, not a curated record. The coding region runs from base 27 to 1931 and encodes 634 amino acids. Gene Ontology annotation, molecular function: nucleic acid binding; ATP binding; RNA helicase activity.